This is a messenger RNA of Lethenteron reissneri (Far Eastern brook lamprey), 8474 nucleotides long. Its product is annotated as protein HID1-like. The record is from RefSeq and is a predicted model, not a curated record. NCBI's taxonomy places the organism in Eukaryota, Metazoa, Chordata, Hyperoartia, Petromyzontiformes, Petromyzontidae. Gene Ontology annotation, cellular component: membrane; Golgi trans cisterna; Golgi medial cisterna.
UCUCUGCGAAUGCUGCAAGGAGUCGCCGCCGCCACCACCACCACCAACAACAACAACAACAACAAUAAACAACAACAACAGCAAUAAACAACAGCAGCAGGCAUGGGCAACACGGACACCAAGUUGAAUUUCCGCAAAGCCGUGAUACAGCUGACGACUAAGACGCAGCCUGUGGAGGCAACGGACGACGCGUUCUGGGACCAGUUCUGGGCAGAGACGGCGACGUCGGUGCAGGACGUCUUCACGCUGGUGCCGGGAGCCGAGAUCCGCGCUGUGCGCGAGGAGUCACCCUCCAACCUCGCCACGCUCUGCUACAAGGCGGUGGAGAAGUUGGUGCAGGGAGCUCAAAACGGCUGCCCCUCGGAGAAGGAGCGCCUGGUGGUGCUGAACUGCACGCGGCUGCUCACGCGCACGCUGCCCUACAUCUUCGAAGACCCCGACUGGAGGGGUUUCUUCUGGUCCAGCGUGUCUGGGGCUGGCCGAGCCGGGAGCGAGGGUGAGGAGGAGGACGAGGUGGACGCCUGCCCACUCGCCCGCUCGCUGCUGCUCGCCAUCUCAGACCUCCUCUUCUGCCCGGACUUCACCGUGCACGCCAACCGCAAGGCCGGCCCGGAGUGUGCGGACGAGGGGCAGGGCAUCGACAGCUGUGAGUUCAUCUGGGAGGCGGGGGUGGGCUUCGCGGUGUCGCCGCCCGCCAGCGCCCAGCACGACGCUAACAGGACGGAGCUGCUCAAGCUGCUGCUCACCUGCUUCUCGGAGGCGAUCUACCAGCCCCCCCCCAGCGAGGGCUCCCCCACCAACCCCUGGGUCUCCUUCUUCUGCUCCGCUGAAAACAGGCACGCUCUCCCGCUGUUCACGUCGCUGCUCAACGUGGUGUGCGCCUACGACCCGGUGGGCUACGGCCUCCCCUACAACCACCUCCUCUUCUCGGACUCGCGCGAGCCGCUCGUGGAGGUCGCCUGCCAGGUGCUCGUCGUGACCCUCGACUGCGACGCCGCCACGGCCGGGGCCGCCGCCGCCGCCACCGGCGGAGGGGGGGCCGCCGGCGGAGGGGGCGGGGGACCGGGCGGCGCCGGUGCUGACGACCCAGAGGCCGCCGGACCGGACAACCUCUUUGUGAACUACCUCUCCCGCAUCCACCGCGAGGAGGAUUUCCAGUUCGUGCUCAAGGGCAUCAGCCUCCUGCUGAACAACCCGCUGCUGCAGACGUACCUCCCCAACUCGUGCAAGCGAAUCAGCUACCACCAGGAGCUGCUCAUCCUCUUCUGGAAGCUCGCGGACUUCAACAAGAAAUUCCUCUUCUACGUGCUCAAGAGCAGCGACGUGCUGGAGAUCCUGGUGCCCAUCCUCUACUACCUGAACGACGCACGCGCCGAUCAGUCGCGUGUGGGGCUGAUGCACAUCGGCGUGUUCAUCCUGCUGCUGCUGAGCGGCGAGCGCAACUUUGGCGUGCGCCUCAACAAGCCGUACUCUGUGCGCGUGCCCAUGGACAUCCCCGUGUUCACCGGCACGCACGCCGAUCUGCUCGUCAUCGUGUUCCACAAGAUCAUCACGAGUGGACACCAGCGCUUGCAGCCGCUCUUCGACUGCCUACUGACGGUCAUCGUCAACGUGUCCCCGUAUCUCAAGAGCCUGUCCAUGGUGGCGGCGAACAAGCUCCUGCACCUGCUGGAGGCCUUCUCCACCACCUGGUUCCUCUACUCGGCGCCGCAGAACCACCACCUGGUCUUCUUCCUGCUCGAGGCCUUCAACAACAUCAUCCAGUACCAGUUCGAUGGCAACUGCAACCUGGUAUACAGCAUCAUCCGCAAGCGCGCCGUGUUCCACGCGUUGGCAAACCUCCCCACGGACCAGGCCUCGGUGCACAAGGCCCUGCAGCGGCGCCGCAAGGCCUCGGACAGCAGCGGCUCCCGGCGCGGCUCCCAGGACGGCACCUCCAUGGAGGGCUCGCGGCCCGCGGCCCCCGCCGAGCCCGGCACGCUCAAGGCCACGCUCGCCGCCACGCCCGGCCUGGACAAGCUGACGGAGCGCGCCCACGUGGCGGACGACGGCUCGGCGCAGCGGCUGGACGGCGCCGGCGAGGCAGCGGGGGGAGGGGAAGGUGGCGCCGCCGCCGCGACCCCCACCGUGAACACCACGACCUCCAGCACGGGCAGCAUCACGGCCAACGCCAGCGCCAGCACCAGCGCCAGCGCCAGCGACAACGAGUCCAGCGUCGGGCCGCCACAGCAGCAGCAGCAGCAGCCGCAGCAGCAGCAGGAGUCGGUGGUGAUGACGACGCGGAGAGACAUGAAACGCUCGAGCAGCGUCUCCAGCUCCAGCUCUGGGCAGUGGGUACCCACCACCGAGUGGGUGAUGUCCUGGAAAGCCAAGCUGCCGCUGCAGACCAUCAUGCGCCUGCUGCAGGUGCUGGUGCCACAGGUGGAGAAGAUCUGCAUUGACAAGGGUCUGACGGACGAGACGGAGAUCCUCAAGUUCCUGCAGCACGGCACGCUGGUGGGCCUGCUGCCCGUGCCACACCCCAUCCUCAUCCGCAAGUACCAGGCCAACGCCGGCACGGCCGCCUGGUUCCGCACCUACAUGUGGGGCGUCAUCUACCUACGGAACGUGGACCCGCCCGUGUGGUACGACACGGACGUGAAGCUCUUUGAGAUCCAGCGCGUGUGAGCUCCUCGCUCCCACGCCGAAUCCACCGCCGCCACCACCGCCAGCACCACUCCGUCCGGCCGUGCGCCCACGUGCGCGUCCGUCCAUCCGUCCUCCGAUUCGCCGCCUCUGCCGUCGCUCGCCGCGAUCGCCCGUUUGCAGCGCGCGGGGUGCCGAGCCACACGCCGGGCCCACACGGCCACCCACACCGCGGCUACGGUGGUCGCGGCGGUGGUGGCGCGCGGGGGGUUGGGAGGGCAAGCGGUGUUGGUUGUGGUGCGUUCAUCCGGCUGGCGUUGUGCGAUGGCGUGGAGUGCGUUUCACCGCGUGCGAGCGAGAGUGUGAGUGAGCCACUAUGAGUGAGUGCGAGCGUGUGUGCGAGCGUGUGAGCGAGCGUGUGUGCGAGCCACUAUGAGUGAGUACGAGCGUGUGAGCGAGCGUGUGAGCGAGCCACUAUGAGUGAGUGCGAACGUGUGUGCGAGCGUGUGUGCGAGCGUGUGACCGAAUCGCUGCGUUGGCGUGCGAGCGUAUGAGCUGGCGUGUGUGCGAGCGUGUGAGCUGGCGUGUGUGUGAGCGUGUGAGCGAGUCGCUGCGUUGGCGUGCGAGCGAGCGUAUGAGCUGGCGUGUGGGCGAGCGUGUGAGCGAGUCGCUGCGUUGGCGUGCGAGCGAGUGAGCGCGAUCGAGUGGCAGCGCGUGACGUACCCGCCGACACCAGGGGGCCACUGUUGACCAGGGUGGUGGAGGGGGGGCGUGAGUGCGGCCUCCUCCUCCACGCACGGCUCGUGUCGGCCACGCUCGCCGCUCGCUGACCGCGGGGUCACGUGACAGUCGUGGGGGGGGGUGGUGGGUGUUGGGUCUGGGUUGUGGUGGGAUCCGUGUUAUGGUGGGGGGGGGGGGGGGUCGUCUCGUGUGCUCACAGGGAACUUUGUGGCGCCGUUAGACGGCACUCAGGGCGGCUGUCGUGGGGGAGGGGGGGGUAACCGUGUGUGACGCGUGUCCGAGGGCCCUGUCUCAGGGUGGGACGUUUAUUUAGUUUCGUCCGUUGUCUUUGUGCGGAUUCAUUUCUUUAAGCUCGUACACGCGCACUCACACACGGGUCCACGUGUAGCCCACACACACACACGGCUCCACGUGUAGCCCACACACACACGGGUCGACAUGUAGCCCACACGCGCACUCACACACGGGUCCACGUGUAGGCCAAAGACAAAGAUUCCCCGUAUAUAGUCUUUAACACACUGUGGGGGCAAGUGCUGUUUGCGAGCACCUAUGAAGGCCGGAACGGUACACGAGGGGGUGGGUGGCCAGCACCACACCCGGCCACCUUUGUCUCCCCAGUAGCGAUGUUUUUACACACCGCACCAUAGUCUGAAUGCUUGCGUUUAUGUUUUUUGUUAUCACGCCAUUAUACUGUGUGUAGGCUUACACCGACAUGCAUUUGUAGCACUUUAGAUUCUACAUAUUCACUCCACUACAGUCACAUCGCCGCUUAUUCAGUUCCGUAUUCACACCACCGUGGAGUCUACAUCUCUCUCGAAAGUGGAAACCGGCUGUGACGCCAUUCACAGCGGUAGGAUCCACGUCAGAGGUCGCAACCGGGUACCCGAUACCCGUACCCUACCCGAUACCCGGCUACCCGUACUCGGCCGGGUACGGGUAGCCGUUUGCGACCCUGGUGUGGCCGGGUACGUGUACGGGUAGGCCGUGAGUCACUGGUGAGUCACCGUUUGUCACUCAUUUCGGGUAGGGUACGGGUAUGGAACGGGUACCCGUACCCGGCCGGGUACAGGGUACCCAUUUGCGACCCUGGUGCGGCCGGGUACGGGUAAGGAAUCGAAUCCCGUUUGCGACCUCUGAUCCACGUGGAGAGCCUGGCACGCCGUGGGGUGCAGAAGCUGUUGCUCGCUGCGGAAAGGCAAACCGAAAACGAGAAUCGGCUUUGUGGCUGGAAUCGUUCUGGAUCUCCGAGGGGCCGUGGGACUGCCGCAGAGAGUGUGGUCCCUGGCUCCCACUUCCAGGGCCCAGGAAGGCAGGCACGGGUGUGUACGGGUGUGUACGGGUGUUCGCGGGAGCGCGCCUUCUUUGCGCUCUCGGCGUACGCGGGGCGAGCAGAGCGGAGUGACGGGCGAGCGUGCGGGGAGCGGUCCUCCCAACGGUUGACACUAAAAAUAUCGUCGCCCCUUGCUUGCUCUGACCUCACCGCGUGACCUUUACCACGGGCCGUGACCUUCCCCCUCCACUCCAGUAUUGUGAAAUCUCAACACUCCACAUAUCUAUGUACAGUAUAUAGAACUUAUUUCGCACCGUACGUAGUCAACCGUGCUCAUUGGAGGUGCGGGGGUGGGUGGGAGGGAGGAACGACAACAAACUAAGUUCUAAAGAAAUGAGUUUGUCAAUUGAGAUGAUGAUUUAAAAGUGUCCGCAGCUCCAGCGGCUUCCUAAUAUCGGAAGGGAAGAGCGUUCCAGACGGCCGCGGAAGCGCAUUUGAAAGCACCGCCGCCUUUGGUUCGACGGUUCUGUGCUCCUUGAGAUGGGCAAGGUGUUGCUGUGGUUAAUUUGUGGUUAAGCAUUUGGGGGGCCCCCUUACAGCCGCGACUGAGCUGUGGGGGGGGUGCUGGAGGACGACGCGACUGUCCAACCGAUGGAGCAGCCUCGCCGCUGCGUUCCGCCGGGAGAUUCCGUCAACUCCCAAAAAUCACGUGGAACCAAAAAUUUCUUCCGCCCCACUCUCUUGCAUUUUACAGCAUGGGGGGCGGGGGGGCGGGGGGGCGGGGGGGGGUUAAACAAAUUCCGUAAACGACGGGACGGGGUUUGAUUCUGUGAGAUCACUACUGUAACUCGGGUUUCGACCUGUGAGAUCACUACUGUAACUCGGGUUUCGCCCACCCAGCUCCUGUGUGUGCGCGUGGGUGCAUUUAGUUUUUAGUGUCACAACACUGGAUUGUGCGACGCUGUUAACACGCGGAAGCCGUCGGGUGAGCGGGUAUCCUGUAUUUUUUUGUUCUUGUUGCUGUUGUAUCGUUUCAGUUGAGCCAAAUCGUCUCCACUCCACAGCCGAGCGAUCGGUCGCCUGCAACUUCCCCCCCCCGCCUCUCUCCACCCCACGGUUGCCUGCAACUGCUUUGUCCACGUCUGGGCGAGUUGUAGCGCAAUCACGUGGGGACGUGGGUGCAUAUCGUGCCCUCACCAGAGGUCGCAACCGGGUACCCGAUACCCGUACCCUACCCGAUACCCGGCUACCCGUACCCGGUCGGGUACCCGUUUGCGACCCUGGUGCGGCCGGGUACGGGUACGGGUAGGCCGUGAGUCACCGGUGAGUAACCGUUUGUCACUCAUUUCGGGUAGGGAAUGGGUACCCGUACCCAGCCGGUACGGGUACCCAAUUGCGACCCUGGUGCGGCCGGGUACGGGUAAGGAAUCAAAACCCGUUUGCGACCUCUGGCCCUCACCCCCCACCCCCAGCCACUUGCCCCCACAGGCUGUUGGAGGCAAGUACUGUUUGCGAGUAGCAGCACCGAUGAAGGGCCCGGUACUGCGGCACUGUGGCGCUGUGCCGGGUGGCCAGCACCACGCCCGGCCGCCUUUGUCUCUCGGGGUGGUGAUGUUUACACACACCACGCCAGGUACUCAUUUGAGGCUGAGUCGACCUAGGGGGAGGGUGGAGGCCCAGGACCGGUGCACCACCGCUCCCCACCUGGGUAUCUCCCGGUGGGGGGGACGUCCGCACGAAUUCGCUGAUUUUUUGUUACAAGGAAAUGAUUCCAUGGGUAUUUCGCGAGGCAUCAAUCGCCUCUCCUGGCAGAUAAUUGAAUGCCCGCUCGGUCGGCCAGGCGCUGUCCAGCCACCUCGUGGUGCACGGGGAGGCAGCUGGCACUGGGGGGGCCCCCAUCACCACCCACACCGAGAUGCCCAGCGUCCAGGCGAGGGCGCGGUGACAAAAACAAGGGAAUUGUAAAGAAUGAUUAUUGUUAAGAAUUAUUUUUAUCAUUGGUCAGAAUGAUUCUUAUUAAGAAUGAUUCUUAUUGCUAAGAAUGAUUAUUCAUCUUAUUGAUAAGAAUGAUGAUUCUUCUUGAUAAGAAGAAUGAUGAUUCUUAUUGUUAAGAAUGAUUUUUCAUCUUAUUGAUAAGAAUGAUGAUUCUUCUUGAUAAGAAUAAUUAAUCUUAUUGUUAAUAAUGAUUAUUCUUAAAAAUUCUUCUUGUUAAGAAUGAUUCUUAUUGAUAAGAAUUCUUCUUGUUGUUAAGAAUGAUGAUUCUUAUUGUUAAGAAUUCUUCUUGUUGUUAAGAAUUCUUAUUAUUGAUAAGAAAGAUUCUUAUUGUUAAUAAUUAUUCUUAUUGAUAAUGAUUCUUCUUAUUGUGAUGCUGCAGGCGACCGUCAAGAGUUGCGUGAUUGAUCGCUCGGGUGUGUGGCCCUCACUGCGGAUGCGUCGGUGCACUGGGCUCUGAACUGCUGGUUAUUAGUAUUGGUAUUAACUUUAUUAUUAGUAGUAGUACUGUUAUUUUUCGAUUUAAAGCUUUCGUGACUACAGGGAUUCAUCUUCUUGGUUCUUUCGGUAAAGUCACGUAGAAUGGAAAUAAUAAAAUAAUAAAAAUAAAACGUAAUAAAAUAAUAUAUUAUUUUAUUAUUAGAUAAUAAAAUAUUAAAAAUAAACCAUAUAAAAAUAUUACAUUCUUUGAUUUCAUUAUUAUUUUAUUAUUAAAUAAUAAACUAAUAAAACAUAUUUUUUUAUUUUAUAAUGUUUUAUUUUUUUAUUUUUUUUAUUUACAUUCUACGUGACUUUACCAAAAUAACCAAGAAGAGUACUGUUAUUGUUAGUAGUAUUGUGUUAUUAGUAGUAUUGUGUUGUUAUUGUUAUUAUUAGAGGUGUCAUGAUUAGUCGUAGUGCUGUGUUAUUGUUGGCGUGCGGGUUGACUCUGGUGGUUGGGAGAUUCCUCUGUUCGCGAUUCCACGACGUGCCGAGGGCAACGCGGAGAGACCCGAGUCGUCGUUUAUUUCGUGUUGCACUGCGCUCCGUGGUGGAGGUGGCUCACGGAGUGGCAUCUUGGGGGCGGGUGGCCACGUAGACCCCCUCCCCCCCCCCCCCCAGCAGCAUCCGUGCCGUGUCAUCUCGCCGAUGAUUUUAACCCCCACGCCACCACCACCACCACGCCACCACCACCACACCACCACCACGCCACCACCACCACGCCACCACGCCGCCACCACCACGCCACCACCGCCACCACCACGCAACCACCACCACGCCACCACCACCACCACGCCACCACCACGCAACCACCACCACCACGACACCGCCACCACGCCACCACCACCACGCCGCCACCACCACCACGCCGCCACCACCACGCCACCACCACCACGCCACCACCACCACGCCGCCACCACCACGCCGCCACCACCACCACGCCACCACCACCACCACGCCACCACCACCACCACGCCACCACCACCACCACGCCACCACCACUACUUUGACCUCGCCGGGUCGACCUUCAAUAGUCGGGCCGGCGUUUAGCCAUGGGCGCGUUGGUCUUCAGCUUCGUGUGAGUGUGAGAGAGGAGGGGGGGGAGAGGGAGAGAGAUAAAAAAUAUGUGCAAAGGAAGACGCGCUACGAGUGAGUGAGCGAGCGUGAAUUGUUGUUCCAACUGCAGAGACGAUGUUUUCCCAGGCACCAAAACUCGAUUUGAGGCCGAGUCUGCCUAGGGGGAGGCCCCAGCACCGGUUCGGAGAAUCGUCAACUGGUGUUGGGUGGCCGUGAGCGGAAAUCGAACUCGGGUGGCCGGGGCUCAGCGUGCUAACCGCUGUGCCACCGCUCCCCACACACACACAGA